UUUGGAUCCCCCCUCCCGUUUAGGAGCACAGGCAAAAGAACACUCUACGGUCACCGUCCGAUAACGGAGUGCAAAAAGAGCAUCCUCCAAUCAUUCACCUUUGAUUACAUCUUAUUCCGAUAUACCAUCAUACACCCUUCUCAACAUGACAUAUACCACCUUACUUCGCCAUGCAGGCGCAAGAAUAAGAACUUCAUCCCCUUCAUUCAAGCGUACUUUAGCAACACAUGCUCCUACAACAUCUUCAUCCGAAACACCUCAAUCUUUUAUCGAAAAAGUUGUUCAAAAAUAUGCAGUUGAUUUGAAAGCAGGUCAUCAAGUUCAAGCAGGCGAUUAUGUUAGCAUUCGUCCUGGUCAAGUUAUGACUCAUGAUAAUACCGGUCCUUGUAUUUCUAAAUUUCGAUCGAUAGGUGCAAGUAAGAUCAGAAAUCCAGCUCAAGUCGUAUUUGCAUUGGAUCAUGAUGUUCAAAACAAGAGUGCAAAGAAUUUAGAGAAGUAUAGCAAAAUUGAAACAUUCGCAAGAGAACAAGGAAUCGAUUUCUAUCCUGCCGGACGCGGAAUCGGACAUCAAGUCAUGGUGGAAGAAGGAUAUGCAUUCCCUCAAACUUUGGCCGUCGCUUCUGAUAGUCACAGUAACAUGUACGGAGGUGUCGGUUGCGUGGGAACUCCGGUAGUACGAACGGAUGCUGCUGCAAUUUGGGCAACCGGUCAAACAUGGUGGCAGAUUCCUCCUGUGGUAAAGGUAGAAUUGAGCGGUCAAUUACCAAAAGGUGUUACAGGUAAAGACGUGAUAGUCGCUUUGUGUGGUUAUUUCAAUCAAGAUCAAGUUUUGAAUGCUGCUAUUGAAUUUACAGGCUCGGGUGUUGCAGGAUUGACAAUCGAUGAACGUUUGGCGAUCAGCAAUAUGACGACGGAAUGGGGUGCAUUGGCAGGUGUGUUCGCAGUCGAUGAUGUGACACUGUCUUGGUACGAAAAGCAGAUCAAAAAGUUGGACAAGUUGCACUUCCAAAUGGGAUCUUCUCCUUCUCCAUCUAAAUCUCAUCCCAGAUUAAAUAUGGAACGAUUGGAGGAAUUGUCACGCAACAUCAUCCGACCCGAUCAAGAUGCAUUUUAUGCUAAACAUCUCAAACUUGAUCUCAACACUCUUGCUCCUCAUGUUAGUGGUCCAAACAGCGUCAAAGUCAGCACACCAUUAGCAGAGCUAUCUGCGCAGAAUAUCGAUAUUCAAAAAGCCUAUCUAGUCUCUUGCGUCAAUUCUCGUGCUUCUGAUCUGAAAGCGGCAGCAGAAGUGAUUCGAGGUAAAAAGGUUGCAAAAGGCGUCGAAUUCUACGUCGCAGCAGCAAGUAGUGUCGUACAAAGGGAAAGUGAAGAAUCAGGAGAUUGGGGUGCAUUAUUGGCAGCAGGUGCAAAACCAUUACCGGCAGGCUGUGGUCCAUGUAUCGGUUUAGGUGUUGGUUUGUUGGAAGAUGGAGAGACGGGAAUUAGUGCUACCAAUCGUAAUUAUAAGGGAAGAAUGGGAAGUCCAAACGCAAAGGCAUACUUGGCCUCUCCUGCUGUAGUUGCUGCAAGUGCUAUCGAAGGUCGUAUCUGCGGUCCGAACGAACUGGAAGGCGGUCUCGUACCUGGCCAAAGCGGUUUGCAAUUCUCCAUCGAAGUCAAUGCUAAACAAGCAACUCCUAUGCAAGAGAUUAAUGACGCAACUGCAACUGCAUCCAAGAAUGACCUUUUGCCUGGCUUCCCUUCCCAAUUCAAAGGUCCUCUCAUCUUUGCACCUCAGGACAAUCUCAACACUGAUGGUAUCUACCCUGGUAAAUACACUUAUCAAGAUGAUAUAACACCUGAGAAGCAAGCUCAGGUGGUCAUGGAGAACUAUGAUCCAUCGUUUGCAGGUACGGUCUCCUCCCUACUAAGCCAACAACAGUCCGCAGAUGAUUCUUCUAUCAAGAGUGGAGCGAUUUUGAUCAGUGGAUACAACUUCGGAACUGGAUCUUCUCGUGAGCAAGCUGCCACUGCAUUGAAAUAUGCUGGCGUUCCAAUGGUGAUCAGUGGAUCGUUUGGUGAUAUCUUUAAACGAAAUGCGAUCAACAAUGGAUUGGUAUGUUUAGAAUGUCCUGAAUUAGUGGAAGAUUUGACGAAAGAAUAUGCCAAAGAUGGAGAAAGAAAUCAUGGAAGUAAAAAAGAAGGUGAAAUAAGUGUUGUCUUGGAAAAUGCAACAAUUUCAAUCGAUAGCACAAACGGUCGUGUUACGUUGGAUUUGCAAAACGGUCAACCGCCUAAACAAUACACAACUACGCCUGCCGGUGUUGGUCAAGCCGUUCAAGAGAUUUGGACUGCCGGUGGAUUGGAACAAUGGGUGAAAGCAAGAAUUUAAAUCUAUGAUUCAUCUCUACCAAUAAUGUACUUUUAUAUGACAUCGUGAAAACAAGACCUCUUAUUGUUUGUUUGUUUGUUUUGGUUCCUGACAGUUUUCUAUAAUUAAAUUGAUAAGCAC
This is a messenger RNA of Meira miltonrushii, 2491 nucleotides long. RefSeq names its product putative LYS4-homoaconitase precursor. Gene Ontology annotation, biological process: L-lysine biosynthetic process. The transcript has a single exon. Gene Ontology annotation, molecular function: 4 iron, 4 sulfur cluster binding; homoaconitate hydratase activity. NCBI's taxonomy places the organism in Eukaryota, Fungi, Basidiomycota, Exobasidiomycetes, Exobasidiales, Brachybasidiaceae. The record is from RefSeq and is a predicted model, not a curated record. Bases 146 to 2371 code for a protein of 741 amino acids.